ACGACGACGACGACGACGACGACGACGACGACGGCGACGACGACGACCACGACGAACACGACAAGGACGAGGACGACGUCGACGAAGACGUCGACGGCGGCGGUGGUGGCAGCUACGACUUAAGCGACGUUCUCCGUCGCGUACCCCGCAUCAUCCUAUUCUCUGUUCGUAAUCAUAUCUGGAUUUCAUUAUCGGGGAUUUCGUAUCGUAAGGAAAAAUCAUGUGACUUGGUCUACUCCAGGGAUUGCCGAAUAAAACAACGCAACGACGAAAAGGCCCGAAGCAAGGCCAAUAAUUGUAAAAUGUCUGGAUUCGCGUCGGCGAGUCUUGUGGCCUUCAAUUCCUUCAAGUCUAAAGCAUCGGAAAAACUUUCUGGAUUCAGAAGGAGUAAUGCCGGCUACGAGGAAUUUGAAAUGCCUCCAGAGGCAAGCAAAGACAACAGAGGGUUCGAGGAUGAGCGGGGAUACAGUGGACAAGCGUCUUUCGAUUCGCUUCCAGAACCAGAAAGACCACCAUUACGACAUAUCGAUACUUACUGCAAACCGGAAUUACCCUGUUUGUCUAAGAGAUACACCGUCGCCGUAUUGGCUUGUUUAGGAUUCGUCAUCUCGUUUGGCAUGAGGUGUAACAUGGGAAUGGCAAAACUGGUGAUGAAGAACACGACCGAAGAGGGCGAGCAAUUAAAGUUCAAUUGGACGGUCGGCACGGAAAGUGCCAUGGACUCGUCCUUCUUUUGGGGUUAUCUUAUAACUCAAGUCCCGGGUGGAUUUCUAGCCUCCCUUUAUCCCGCAAAUAGAAUAUUUGGUGCGGCUAUAGCGAUAUCUUCAUUUCUGAAUCUCCUCGUGCCUGGUGCUCUCAAGGUCGAUCCGAUCGUCGAUAUGAUCGUCCAAGCAUUGAAAGGUUUUGUCGAGGGCGUUACAUAUCCAGCCUGUCAUGGUAUUUGGAAAUUUUGGGCGCCACCACUCGAAAGAUCACGACUGGCCACCUUGGCAUUUUGCGGAUCGUACGCCGCGAUGGUAAUAGGAAUGCCGCUUUCCGGUUUAUUGAGCAAUUGGUUCGGUUGGACGGCGUCCUUUUACUUUUACGGUAAAUGUUUCGAUAAUAAAUUUCCUAUUGUCAAAGAAUCCCGUCAACGUAACUUAAGCGAAAUAAUAAUUUUAGGCAUCGCCGGUUUAAUUUGGUACUGUUUCUGGCUUUGGCUGGCUUUUGAGAAACCAUCGAAGCAUCCUUCGAUUUCUGCGAAGGAGCUUCGAUAUAUUGAGGAUUCGUUGGGUCAAGGGCAAGUUCAGGCACCGAUACCUACGUUCUCCACGACCCCAUGGAAGAAAUUUUUUACGUCGAUGCCGGUCCACGCGAUCAUCGUCGCCAACUUUUGCAGAUCCUGGAACUUUUACCUCUUGGUCCUUUUUCAAGCUCGCUUCAUACACGAGGCCUUCAAUAUAUCUCUCGUCGAAACUGGCAUGGUCGGUUCGAUCCCACACUUGAUGAUGACAUUUAUCGUCCCGUGUGGGGGUUUGUUGGCCGAUUAUCUUCGUAGACGUGGGAUCAUGUCGACGACAAACGUUAGGAAGCUCUUCAAUUGCGGCGGCUUCGGCAUGGAGGCUAUCUUUUUCUUGGUAGUCGCGAACGCAACCAUGCACAAGGACGCUACGGCGGCGAAUUUUGCUCUCAUUUUUGGCGUUGCCUGCAGUGGCUUCGCCAUUUCCGGCUUCAACGUUAAUCAUUUGGACAUCGCACCGAAAUACGCGAGCAUCCUGAUGGGCAUGUCAAACGGCAUAGGUACGAUAGCCGGCCUUCUGGUACCGUUUUUCGUCGAUUACAUCACGAAAAAUAAGGCUGCCGAAGAGUGGAGAAACGUAUUCAUCAUUGCCGCCUGCGUUCAUUUCUUCGGUGUCAUAUUUUACGGGAUAUUUUGUUCCGGCGAAUUGCAACCCUGGGCCGAUUCCACGAUCGAAGAACAAAAGAGUUGGAAUCCUAUGGACGAGCUUAGUCAGGCGAAACCACCUGCUGUACCACCGCCCCCGGCGACGAUGCAGUCCGAAUUUAUUAAACAACCGUCCCUCGGCGAUGCCGCCGACGAUUGGAACAAUUAUUCUCAACCGUCGAUGAUCGCCGAUCAUACGUACGGCCAACAACAAGAUAAAACACCCGUUAUAAAUUACGGAUCGACGGAGACAAACAGUAACAAUCCAUUUCACUCGACGAAUCCGUUUGCGACGGAUCUAAACGCGACUUUGGUCCAACCGCCUGCCAGAGACGAUUAUACGCACGACGUUACGCAGAAUCAAUGGAAUUGAAAUUGAUUUCUUCGCGCUAUUCGCGUACUGAAAGUACGAGUAAAGAAAAAGAAAUGGGAGGAUGGAGCUGAGCGAGGAAAGUAUUCUUCCGUUUCCGAAUGUUUAUUUUUUGUUUCAUUUGUUAAUCCCCGCUUGAAUGUCUUCAUCUUGCGCAUUCGCCCGUCGGCGCAAAAACGCGACGUAAUGAGAGGCCGACACGUAUUUGUUUCCAGAGAAAAAGGAAAAAAACAAAAAAAAACAAAAACAAAA
Molecule: messenger RNA, 2546 nt
Organism: Vespa mandarinia (Asian giant hornet)
Lineage: Eukaryota; Metazoa; Arthropoda; Insecta; Hymenoptera; Vespidae
Gene: VGlut
Product: Vesicular glutamate transporter
Biological process (GO): transmembrane transport; synaptic transmission, glutamatergic; neurotransmitter loading into synaptic vesicle
Cellular component (GO): excitatory synapse; synaptic vesicle membrane
Molecular function (GO): L-glutamate transmembrane transporter activity; neurotransmitter transmembrane transporter activity
Source: RefSeq, a predicted model, not a curated record